AUGCCGCCUCGAUCGUCCUUGACAUCGUCCUUCUCAAUCACGGAUGCCAACAAUGAAGUCGUCUGCCCACUACGCAACCAGGAUGGAUCUAGCUGUAGGAAGCGCUGCAUCGGCGAGAAAAGGUAUCGCUCCAUGCAGGAACAUAUCCGUCGGGCGCAUCCAGAGCACUACAUCUCCAAGCUUCCCGCCACCGAGGAAAGCUUCCACCUGAUGAUCAACACACCACCUAGCGAGAGGCCACCGCAGCCGCAGCAGAACUCGGCGCCGCCGAACAGUGCUCCAAAUCACCAGCCAAAGGCCUACGCACCCGACCGCAAUGCAUAUUACCGAGAGGAGUCCAGCAACCCUGGUACGCCUAGACCAUACGAAGACUACCCGGGCGGCCUGCUGCCGGCUGCAACAAAUGCAGCCGCCGCGCUGGCCUCCCUCCACAACUACAAGACGGGGACGGGAUCGGACUGGGACGCUGAAGGCGUGAGUCUUGCAAAGUUUCACUAUGAAAUUGAUCCCAUGAAUCACUUUAGUGACCUCCCAGUGCAGGAGUGGGUGUCGGAUUCUGAGAAAGAUAGAAUGCCGAGAUCCUCCGUCGAGCUCCCUCCCUUACAGCCCAACAACUCUGCUAUCACGAGUGAGCCUUUCUCUGGGCUUAGUUCCAGCCGGCCAAGAGAUCUGCUGUCCUCUAUCAUGGCAACCUCGCCUCCAGGGCGAUCAUCCACACUGCCCCCUUUGCAACGGCCUCUGGGGCCGAACCGAUCCAGGAAACAGUCCGUCACCAAACGAGGCAGAGAGACGCAGCACCGGAAGCAGCGAUCCAGAGACGCGAAAGACUGGGUGAAGCGAGGUAAGAUCGACAUUGCUGGGGACCUUCUGCAACCAACGACACAGGAGCGGCCAAGGCCGUACUCGGCUGAGCCUACGGCACGUUCACCCUGGAUGGACCUCCUUGAGGCUGCCACAUCGGUUGCCGAUGAUCUGAACGAGGAACGGACGCCUAUGCCUCAGUCUCCUGUGUCUAUACAGCGAGCUUCUUUGCCGCCCUUCUCCCAGCAGCAAUUUGGUCACUCAGGCUACCAGGCUUCCCCCUUGCAGCAGGCUUUGACGCCACCAAACUACGCGCAAGAGAUCCCUGGGCCCUUCCCAUCCGUGGAGAGCGGCGAGAGUGCAGAGAGUUUCCACAUGGGUGCUCAUGGAUUGACAGAUUCCUCACCCAGCUACUCCUCACAGAACACCCAAAUCUACUGUGCCGCCUGUCAGAGUGUUUCGCUUCUACGAGACUCAUACGCCUGUACGGAAUGCAUCUGUGGCAUCUGUCAGCAGUGUGUCGAAGUUCUCAUGGCCGAGCAAGGUGCCAGAAGAAAGUGCCCUCGAUGUGCCACGAUCGGUGGUCGGUUCAAGCCUUUCCAGCUGGAUAUUCGCUAG
This is a messenger RNA of Diaporthe amygdali, 1419 nucleotides long. RefSeq lists its product as uncharacterized. The transcript has 3 exons. The coding region runs from base 1 to 1419 and encodes 472 amino acids. The record is from RefSeq and is a predicted model, not a curated record. Lineage: Eukaryota; Fungi; Ascomycota; Sordariomycetes; Diaporthales; Diaporthaceae.